This is a messenger RNA of Ananas comosus (pineapple), 1309 nucleotides long. RefSeq names its product LOB domain-containing protein 17-like. Bases 358 to 1017 code for a protein of 219 amino acids. Gene Ontology annotation, cellular component: nucleus. The transcript is spliced from 2 exons. Gene Ontology annotation, biological process: hormone-mediated signaling pathway; positive regulation of DNA-templated transcription. Lineage: Eukaryota; Viridiplantae; Streptophyta; Magnoliopsida; Poales; Bromeliaceae. The record is from RefSeq and is a predicted model, not a curated record.
CCUAAACAAUAGCAAAGAGGGGGCCAACUAAUCACUACAGCAAACAAGUCACACUUUCAUGCAUUGGAAUUGGAGUUUGGUUGGUGUUUUAUCUCCUUUUGUCCUUUGAUUAUUCCUUUCAAUGGGAUCACAAAACGAGUAUGGAACUCGAGAUGAUGAGGUGAAAGUAAGGUGAUCCAUUGCGUGACUAAAAGUAAUGAAAAGUGUAGCCCAUCAAGGAGACAAAAGCAAUUAAACUAUUCGAUACAAUAAGAUCAUCUCAAUUUCCCUCGUGUUUAUAAAUAACAAGGUGAUGAUACUCUCUUCUUCUACACAUUAGUUUUGGAACAGGAAGUGAAAAUUUAAAAGCAAAUUAAGAUGACGGGGUUUGGCUCUCCUUGCGGAGCAUGCAAGUUUCUAAGAAGGAAGUGCGCCAAGCGAUGUGUGUUUGCCCCCUACUUCUCUCAUGAGCAAGGCGCGGCGCAUUUCGCGGCGAUCCACAAGGUGUUCGGGGCGAGCAACGCCUCGAAGCUCCUCGCGCACCUGCCGGUGGCCGACCGGUGCGAGGCGGCCGUCACCAUUUCGUACGAGGCGCAGGCCAGGGUCCGAGACCCAAUCUACGGCUGCGUCGCUCACAUCUUCGCGCUCCAGCAGCAGGUAGUGAAUUUGCAAGCACAAGUAGCUUCUUUAAAGGCCCAAGCAAGACAAGGCCAUAUCAACUGUUCUCCUUCUACUUUAAGCCUCCAAGAAGACAACUUCAGUAGCAGGUUCUUACCCAGCCAAGCACAACAUGGCUCGGGCUUUUCCCAGAAGCCAUCGAAUUCGAUUAACGCCGAAACCAUGCUUUGUUAUGAGAACGGGCUUCUCAAUUCGAUCUCUUUCCCUGCACCUCAUCAAUGCUACGACCCACAUUCAUACGUGAACGAUGAUCCUGUCGCCUUCGCUGCCGCCGACGAGAGCUCUUCCUGUGCCAUGGCCACUUUAGAUGCGCAACAAGAUGUUCAACAAACAAGCUUUGCUUAUUUAAACAGUGCAUGAAUGAUUGCGUCCCAUAACAAUUAGAAGUUUUGGAUCUUAUUGUACUCGUCAAUUAUUUGUGGUGGUGAAAAGUUGGUGCAAAUUUGGGACUGCAUCAAUCGCACGGACUUAUGAAAAUUGAAAGCUUCAUGUGUCUUUAUCUAGAACAUAUAUAAUUAGAACCCACUUAAAACUAAUAUGAUACUAGUAAUUAAUUUGGUAAUUCACAAAAUUUUAAAAUUGGCCUUCCGAGCCUAAUUUGACAAAGUAGUAAACAAUACAAUUAAAGGCCCAAUAACCUUCAUAGGCAUAA